Haplochromis burtoni (Burton's mouthbrooder) is the source of this 1763-nucleotide messenger RNA. Its product is annotated as TNF receptor-associated factor 2. Gene Ontology annotation, molecular function: ubiquitin-protein transferase activity; ubiquitin protein ligase binding; zinc ion binding. The record is from RefSeq and is a predicted model, not a curated record. NCBI's taxonomy places the organism in Eukaryota, Metazoa, Chordata, Actinopteri, Cichliformes, Cichlidae. Gene Ontology annotation, biological process: positive regulation of canonical NF-kappaB signal transduction; protein K63-linked ubiquitination; regulation of apoptotic process. Gene Ontology annotation, cellular component: cytoplasmic side of plasma membrane; plasma membrane signaling receptor complex; cytosol.
GUUCGUCAGCUGGAGAGAACGGUGAGCCUGAGGGACCUGUCCAUCGUGGAGAUGGAGGGGAAAAUGAGAGAAAUGUCCGCAGCCACUUAUGACGGCAUAUUUGUCUGGAAGAUCUCUGAUUUCACCAGAAAGAGGCAGGAUGCUGUGGCUGGCCGGGCCCCUGCUAUGUUCUCUCCUGCCUUUUAUACCAGUAAAUAUGGCUACAAGAUGUGCUUGCGGAUCUACCUGAAUGGUGAUGGGACGGGGCGAGGCACCCACCUGUCUUUGUUCUUUGUGGUGAUGAGAGGACACAGUGAUGCACUCCUCAAGUGGCCUUUUAAUCAAAAGGUCACCCUUAUGCUGCUCGACCAGAACAACAGGGAGCACAUAAUUGAUGCCUUCAGGCCUGACAUUUCAUCCUCAUCCUUCCAGAGGCCUGUCAGCGACAUGAACAUCGCCAGUGGUUGUCCGCUCUUCUGUCCGCUCUCAAAGCUGGACUCUAAAAACUCCUAUAUACGUGAUGACACCAUUUUCAUCAAAGCCAUUGUAGACCUAACAGGCCUUUAGGUAAAAGUUGAGGGCAUGAAUCCAACUCUGCCUUUUGUUGCUACUAACCUGUUUAAGUUAACAGGAUUUUGUAUCACGAGAAAUUGGGAUUUGCCUUUUGACAUUUAUUUGGUUUUUUUGAAUUUGGUAUGAUUUUAUUGGUGGCAAUAUGCAAGACCAGAGCAAGUUCUUUUGGGCCACUUGCCACUGGCCAAAAACUUGUGUAGCCAUUCUUAUCUUACCAAUUGAUCUGAGUUUGUGUUUGACAAAAAUUGCAAAUACCUACCAAAGUGAAAAUAACAUCCAUAUUGGUAUUUGGCUGAUAAUGUGUUAUUUUCCCUCCCCCAAGAAGUCCCUCAGGCCAGUGUUUUGAAACAACUGUGCUAUCCUAAUGACAAAAUAAUAGAGAAUAGCUAGCAUGCUUAUUAUAAGUCCAUCAAAUGAAGUGUACGUUUUUUUAAGGAGUUUUUUUUACAAACUCCUUAAAAAUCUAAUAUUAUUGGCAACCCUUAAAAGAUUUAACAACAGGAGAUUCGUUUAGCUGAUAAUGUUUUAUUUAGGUUUCCAGACAUGUGUCUGACAACUUGGUGAUGUGGUAAAAAUAAUUUUUAUCUCCUUAGUACUGUUUUUGUCUCCACCAAGUCUUAAAAAAGGUUUUUGUGGCUUAGCUACCAGCUAUCUUGUUAGCUUAAUUUGUUUUCAGACAGUAGGUUUGGCAGUGAAAACAACUGCCUGCUGUUGGGAACAGGCUGAAUCAGAGUGGUGUGACUGAAUUAAAACUGUGUAAUCGAGCUGUUUUAUAUGACAUGUAGUUUUGUGGCCAAUCAUUAAUAUAAAAAUUCUGGUAGAGCAGCUAUAAAAAGAAAAAAACAAACCAACUGUCCACUAUAGUGCUCAUGUUGAAGCUAAUGCUAAUUUGUUCGCUUAUUUUAAGCAUUUAGCUUAAAUUUGCAACACCAAAACCUGUCCUAAAUGACUGAAAAUAUUGAACCUUAGACCAGUGACACCGUAGCUUUGUAUUUUGAACGACUUACAGACAUUGCAAGGUCUAGGCUCUUUAUUGAGUUUAUUGCCUAACAUUUGGUAAGCUGUUUUUUUUUUUUUCUUUACAGUCAAGUUUGUCACACUGUUAAAGGAACUGUAACAGUGUGACACCCAUGUAGCCUACAGAAUAUUGCGCAGCUGUGCACACAGUUUGUAGUGCAGUAGAAUUUCAAACUGGUUUGCUUUUUUUUUUU